Messenger RNA from Antrostomus carolinensis (chuck-will's-widow), 1045 nucleotides. It is a transcript of the gene IGDCC3, whose product is annotated as immunoglobulin superfamily DCC subclass member 3. The annotation marks the transcript as partial. Lineage: Eukaryota; Metazoa; Chordata; Aves; Caprimulgiformes; Caprimulgidae. The transcript is spliced from 6 exons. The record is from RefSeq and is a predicted model, not a curated record. Gene Ontology annotation, biological process: cell-cell adhesion.
AUUUUGGCCAUUCCUCCGAGCUGGCGUUCGUGGUGGAGCCUAGUGAUGACAUAGCUGUGCAGGAGCAGCCCUUAAUCCUCUACUGCCAGGUGGAGGGCAUCCAGCCCAUCACCAUCACGUGGCGGAAGAACGGUGUGAUGAUCAUGGACAGCGAGAACGCCUUCAUGUUGGCCAACGGGUCACUCUACGUCUCCCGCUUCCAAAGGAUCCGGGGAGAUGGGUCCUCAGAUGAAGGAGAGUACGACUGCAUGGCACAAAACCACUACGGGCUGGUGGUGAGCCGGAAAGCGAAGAUCCAGGCAGCGACGAUGUCCGACUUCCACAUCCACCCUCAGAACGCAGUGGUGGAGGAAGGUGGCGUAGCCAGAUUCCAGUGCCAGAUCCAUGGCUUACCUGAGCCAGUCAUCCUCUGGCAAAAGAACCGCAUGCCGGUCAACACGGACAACGAAAGGUACACGCUGCUUCCCAAAGGGGUCCUCCAGAUUACGGGGCUGAGGGCAGAAGACAGUGGGAUUUUUCACUGUGUUGCUACCAAUAUUGCUAAUGUGAAGUUCAGCCGGGAGGCCAGACUCACCGUGUCAGGUUCCCACUCCACCGUUUACAAGGACCCCAUGAUUCUCGUUGGUCCAGAGAACCUCACGCUGACCGUGCACCAGACCGCUGUGCUGGAGUGCAUCGCAACGGGCAAUCCCCGACCCAUCGUCUCCUGGAGCCGCCUAGACGGCCGCCCAAUUGGCGUGGAGGGGAUCCAGGUGCUGGGGACAGGAAAUCUCAUGAUCUCAGACCUCACCGUGCAGCAUUCUGGCAUCUACGUGUGUGCCGCGAACAAACCCGGCACUCGGGUGCGAAGGACCGCGCAGGGCAGGCUCGUGGUACAAGCCCCUGCAGAGUUUGUGCAGCAUCCUCAGUCCAUUUCCAGGCCCGUGGGGACUACUGCCAUCUUCACUUGUGUGGCCCAAGGGGAACCCCCCCCGCAGAUCACUUGGCUGAGGAACGGGCAGAUCCUGGAGACCAGUGACCACAUUAAACUGAAGAAUAACAACAG